GGCGAAGGGGAAAAUAGUGCAUUCUGGGCAGGAGAGAGCAGGUACAAGGAAGAGUGCGGCUGGAGCAUAUCAUGGGGAGGAUCACACCUACAGACCCAGGGCCGAAGCCCGCAGGCUGGGUCUAACCGAAGGUAGAGCACAGGCUCCGGGGCCAUCGGGAGAGCAAGGCCCAGGCAGCCGCGCUCCGGAACCCUCCCUCCGGCUAAAGCGGAGACCGGGCCAACCUCUCCUCCGCCCGGCCCGCGGGCCCACCCCACCGCCACACACACACACACACCGCAAAAAGGGAGGCACGGUCUGCCGCGACUUCCGCGCCACUGCCCGGCGGGUUCCUACUUCUCCGGCUCCACACCCCAAACGCUCACGAAGGCGGGCCGAAAGAAAAUAUGCACCAAUCACUAUGUAGACGAGGAGGACGUCUGGUCUCUGGACCAAUGAGAGAGAUGCUGGGCGGGACCGAGGGCGUGGUCUCGUUCCUGGGUUUAAAUCAGGGCUGCCGACCGUUAACGGCAGUGCGGCGACUGGGUGUGUUGCGCGCUUGCGCCGGGCGGAACGCUACCUAGUCGGUCGAGGUCAGAGGCAGCUGCUGUGCUGGGCGAGCCUGCGAUCCCCGGGGAGCUGGGCUGCAGCGGAGGCCUGCGCUCUUUCCCCCGGACUGUAGUGUUCGGAGUUGCGGCUUCCUCUCCCCAGCGGCCGGCUCUGCCAUUCCAGGUUGUAUCGCAUGCACGCAAUGCCCACAGAGGCCAGAAGAGAGUGUUGGAGCCCAUGAAACUGGAGUUAGGACUGUUGGGAGCCACCUUGUAAGCGCAAGGAACCAAAACUGGAUCUUCUGCAGGGGCAACCAGUGCUCUUAACCACCAAGCCAUUUCUCCAGCCCCUAAAUGAGGACAAUUUUUUAAAUGAUUUUUCUUUUCUAGGUUUCAUUGUUUUUGUUAUUAACUCAAGUACUGCCAAUCAAGGCAUGCCCACAAUAAGGUGGCACAAUAGAAGCUAUCCUAACUGAAGGAGUAUUAUCAGUGAUUAUAUUUCACAUUGGAAGUAGAAUCUGGAGAUAAGCUUUUCUUUCAAUGGCAGAAAAAAGACAGCCUUAUGGUGCAGAGGAAGCAUUGGAGCAAUUGAUAGGCCCUUAUGGACAAAAAUGGGCCAGUAUGGAUCCAGAACAACAAAUGUUAGCUGCUACAGCCUUUACACAUAUCUGUGCAGGGAGGGGUGAAGGAGGUAUUAGAGAAACCCAGGCUAACCAGUACUACGAUCCCUACAGUAAAGCCUCAGUUACACCAGGAAAGAGGCCUGCUCUUCCUGUGCAGCUACAGUACCCACAUAUAAGAAGUCAUGUCGCUUCAUCAACAGUUUCAGAGACCUCCCCAAAACUCCGAAAGCCAGUUAUGAAGAGAAAGGUGCUGCGUAGAAAGCCAGGUGGAGAAGUGUUAGUGACAGAUGAGUCGAUUAUCAGUGAAUCCGAGUCUGGCACAGAAAGUGAUUUGGAUCUCUGGGACUUAAGAAACAGGCUUAUGAACCUGCAGUUCCAAGAAGACACAGGACCCCCAGUUGAUGCUUUACAAAAACUUAAUCUACCACAACAUGACUGCCAAGGAAUUUCACAAGAAGAUCAUCAGCUCCUCUGCUAUCUACAAAGAGAAGAAAUGGGCCCUCCAGCUUAUGAGCAAGACUUGAUUGUUGCUAGCAGACCCAAGUCCUUUAUUCUCCCCAGGCUAGACCAGUUAAGCCGAAACCGGGGGAAGAUAGACCGAGUAGCCCGGUAUUUUGAGUACAAAAGGGACUGGGAUUCAAUGCGGUUCCCUGGUGAAGAUCACAGGAAGGAGUUACGCUGGAGUGUCCGAGGUCAGAUGCUUUCCCGUACAGAGCCCCAAUCCAAGCCUCAACACAUAUAUGUUCCAAAUAAUUACCUAGUACCAACUGAGAAGAAAAGAUCAGCUCUUCGUUGGGGUGUUCGUUGUGACCUUGCAAAUGGUGUCAUGCCCAAGAAGCUUCCCUUCCCUCUUUCUCCUUCUUAAGUCUCCUUUUUUUAAAAAAACAAAAAUAAAAACUGUCUUUCCUACUACAGGAUGGUUUAGAAUCAACGUAGUUCUUAAUAUCUCCCUUUAAAUACAAACAACUGACUUGAAAAGCCUUCAUUAGUCUUUCCUAGCUAGCGCUGAUCACAUAGGUAUCAUACACCACUAAUUCCUAAAUUGCCAUUCUCAAAUACAGCAAGCUGGGUCUUCGGAUUUUGUCAAAUUAGUAAGUACUGUUUUGAAAAAGGCUUAAUUAAAAAUAUUUAGAAGUUAAUGAGUUUGAACCUUAUUCUUUAAGUACCUCUCAAAGAUAAUCUCAGUCCUAGCCUAUGAGUCUACCUCUGAUCAACCAAACCCAGCCACGGCCUUUUGUAUACGGUCUUUCAUGGAGUCAGUUGUAAAUACAAAAAUGGACCUAGAUGGGUACAGAUCAAAAUAAUUCUGUUUUAUGCUGCACCUUACAUUCUUGAUACCCCUAAUCCAGUAAGGAAUACCUAAAAUCAAAGUUGCCAGUUUUAGGCAUUAAAUUUAGGCUUGAAAAGUGACAAUUUGCUUGUUCAAGGAAAAAAAAAUUGGCCAUUACUAUCUGCUAAAAUACAUCCUGCGUGUAUUUGAGGCUAUAUAAUUCAUUCACCCAGUUCCCAGUGCUGGUAUGUAUCAGGAAGAAAAACGAACUCCGCUUGUCACUGCAAGUGUAAAUACUGCAAACUCCAGUGGUGAAAUGUCUAAGCUAGUACGAUGCUAACUAAUGGAAAAAGACAAUUAAAUGAGGCAAAUAAUGUUGUAAACCAUGUAGCAAGAUCUGUCAUGUAAAGUACAGGAAAAGGUUAAAGCCCAACUCUAGAAACUUGGUUUAAGGUAACUAUCGGUUUUUUGCUUGAUUUUGUUUAAUGGUUUACCUUUAUCUGGAUUUCAAAGUUCUGAAAGUGAUUAUCUCUGUUUAGCC
Molecule: messenger RNA, 2961 nt
Organism: Nannospalax galili (Upper Galilee mountains blind mole rat)
Lineage: Eukaryota; Metazoa; Chordata; Mammalia; Rodentia; Spalacidae
Gene: Hyls1
Product: HYLS1 centriolar and ciliogenesis associated
Exons: 4
Coding region: 1068-2015 (315 amino acids)
Biological process (GO): cilium assembly
Cellular component (GO): centriole; non-motile cilium
Source: RefSeq, a predicted model, not a curated record